GUUGAAGCCAAAGCCGCCAGCCAGCUCGCCUGGAGACUUGUUCCGGCGUGCGCUGCCGGUGCCCUCGGCGACAGCCGAGAUGUCGCUGCCGGUGGCGCUGGUGACGGGCGCCAACAGCGGCCUGGGACUGGCGCUGGCGGUGAAGUUGGCAAAGAACCACCUGGUCUUCGCCGGUAUGCGGGCCCUCAGCAAGAAGGACGCCCUGGUAGAAGCGGCCACGCAGGCUGCGGUGAGCGAGAAUCUGCGGCCCUUGGAGCUGGAUGUGAACAGCGACGCCUCGGUGGAUGCGCUGGGGCCGGUCUUGAAGGAGGCGGGGCGCGUGGACGUGCUGGUGAACAACGCGGGCUACUCCCAGGCCGGCAGUGUGGAGUUCAUCUCCAUGGAGGCGAUGAAGGCGCAGAUGGAGACCAACCUCUUCGGCGUGAUCCGGUGCCAGAAGGCGUGCCUGCCGUUCAUGCGGGCGCAGAAGUCGGGGAAGAUCAUCAACAUCUCCUCCGUGGGCGGGGUCUAUGGCCAGCCCUUCAACGACAUCUACUGCGCCUCGAAGUUCGCGCUGGAGGGCAUGAUCGAGAGCCAGGCGCCGGUCUUCCGCACCUUUGGGGUGUACGUAUCUUGCGUCCAGCCGGGUGCCAUCAAGUCCUCCUUCUUCCAAAACGCUCAGCGGCCGGACCCCUCCAAGCUUCCCGCGGAAUACGCGCAGCCUCUGCAGUCCACGCUGGAGGCUUACCGCACCUCCGCCAGCUCGGGGCAAACCCCGGAGGAGGUGGCGGACGUCAUCAUCCAGCAGAUCGUGGAGGCUGCAGAGCCCCCUGUGCGGGUGCAGACGAACCCAAGCAUCCAGUUCGUCUUCGAGCAGCAGUGCGGCAAGAACGUGGCUGGGGACGUUGCCUUUGCAACCUCCAAGGCAAGGUUUCUGAGCGGGCUGUGAGGCAGUGUCCGUGUUGGCGGCGCCGCCUGUAGUGGUUCAUUGCUUUAUCCCAGCGGCAUCUGAUGCGGCAUCGGCCUUCCAGAAACAAGGGGCGCA
This is a messenger RNA of Effrenium voratum, 1024 nucleotides long. Lineage: Eukaryota; Dinophyceae; Suessiales; Symbiodiniaceae. The record is from the annotation of a GenBank genome assembly.